Molecule: messenger RNA, 1082 nt
Organism: Ostreobium quekettii
Lineage: Eukaryota; Viridiplantae; Chlorophyta; Ulvophyceae; Bryopsidales; Ostreobiaceae
Source: the annotation of a GenBank genome assembly
AUGGCCAGGAGCAGGUUCGUCAGCCUGCAGACGCUCAUCGAUCAGGGCAUCCUGAGCCCUGGGCGCCAGAAGCUAAGCUGCUCGGUGGCCGGCCGGGGCUACGAGGCCGAUUUGGGAGACAACGGCGACAUUCUAUUUGAAGGCUGCACGUUCACCAGUCCCAGCGCGUUCUCCCUUUACGUGAAGCGGAAGGCGAACCCUGUGAAGAGAUCCGAUGACGGCUGGUCGAGCGUGACGUACGAGGGGCAGCUCCUGUGCGUGUUCCGCCAGGCAUAUGCCAAGAAGGAUGGGGCGGAGGAGCUGGAGAAGAGAAAAAACAAACGGACAAAGAGGAACGGCGUUCGCAAGAGAUCUGCGUCAGUUGCAGAUGCCAGCUGGAUGUUCACCACGACAGCAACACACUCAUCGGUGUCCUAUUCCAACGAUCUGGAGUUGUGCUCGCCAUCGUCUCCUGUCCUGUCACAGCCUUCUCGCAAUCCAGUUGACAGGAGCAGCGACAACACAGCCAGUGGGCGAUUGGGCGUUCGCGGCCUUCUGCCAUUUGCCACUCUGAACCUUCCUCCAAUGGAGCCCACACACAGGUGGCUGGAGUGCCAGUCAUGUGGGAAGUGGCGCAGGAUACCUCUCCAUGAUCUGAAGCCGGAGGACAAAUCACAGUUUGUCUGUGAAAAGAACAAUGACCUUCGGUUCCAGUCGUGCCUCGCAGCCCAGGAGUUCCCAGACGCUGUGAUUGCCCAGCUACUGUACCAUGAGGCCGUUCAGGUGUUCAUGUCCAACACAUCACGGCCGCCCAUGUCGGUGUGCCAGGCCCAGGAAUUCUACGAUGACCUUGCUGACUUUCUGCAACACGUCCUCAGACAAGAUGAAAGGGCGCAGCAAGUGCGAGAAAGGUCGAUCCCCCUGGACCUCUUCACACUGUACAAAGCCGUCGUUGAGUGCGGCGGCAUGGCCAGCCACCAGGCCAAGGAUCGCCACGGCUGGGUGUUGCUUCGACAGCUGGCCAAGGGGGGCCCCCUGCAGCUGACCGUGCCUACGACCUGCACCGCCAGGGUUUAUCACCAGUACUUGGUGGCAUACGAGCG